UUUUCGAAAUCGCUGAUUGGCUGAAGUCAUGACGGAAGUAAAUAGGAAAUGCUUUGAUAUUUUACAGUAAGGUGGAGAUUAAAACAACAUAAAUAGACACUUCACAGCUCUAAUUAUGAGGAGAGUCACACUGUUUGUAAAUGGAACUUCGCACAAUGGCAAGGUGGUGGCAGUUUAUGGAACUCUGGCUGAUCUACUGUCAGUUGGAAGCACAAAAUUUGGAAUAAAAGCUGCAAGUAUAUACAAUGGCAAAGGGGGUCUUAUUGAUGAUAUAGCCCUCAUAAGAGAUGAUGAUGUCCUGUAUAUAUCGGAAGGAGACUCUUUUGUUGAUCCACCAAAUAAUCCAGAGAGUCUGCAGGAGUUUCACUCAUGGGCACACACAGAUUGGAUAACUCUGAAUGUAGGAGGUCGACGCUUCACUACCACACGGAGUACUUUGGUCAAAGAACCAGAGAGCAUGUUGGCCCACAUGUUCAGAGACAAGGAUAUUUGGGGAAACAAACAGGAUGAGCAGGGGGCGUAUCUCAUAGACCGCAGUCCGGAUUACUUUGAGCCCAUACUAAACUACCUAAGACAUGGACAACUCAUUAUCAAUGAUGGGAUUAAUAUACUGGGUGUGCUUGAAGAAGCUCGUUUCUUUGGGAUUGAGCGUCUCGCUGAACAACUUGAAGGUGUUAUUAAGAAUUCCCUGCCUCCUGAUGACCACUCGCCCAUCUCCCGAAAAGAAUUUGUGCGUUUCUUGCUCGCCACGCCAACUAAAUCAGAACUACGCUGUCAGGGCCUGAAUUUCAGUGGUGCCGAUCUCUCUCGUCUUGACCUGCGUUAUAUCAACUUCAAGAUGGCCAACCUUAGCCGCUGUAACCUCACACAUGCCAACCUCUGUGGUACCAACCUGGAAAGGGCAGAUCUUUCUAAUGCCAAUCUGGAUGGUGCCAAUUUACAGGGUGUGAAAAUGCUUUGCACCAAUGCAGAAGGGGCGUCUCUUAAAGGCUGCAAUUUUGAAGAUCCUGCAGGACUUAAAGCGAAUCUAGAGGGUGCCAAUCUAAAGGGGGUGGAUAUGGAGGGCAGUCAGAUGACGGGGAUAAACCUCCGUGUUGCCACGCUGAAGAACGCCAAGCUCAAGAACUGUAACCUACGGGGUGCAACUUUGGCAGGGACCGACUUAGAGAACUGUGACCUGUCUGGCUGUGACCUUCAAGAGGCAAACCUGCGAGGCUCAAACGUUAAAGGGGCCAUUUUUGAGGAGAUGUUGACCCCGCUGCACAUGUCUCAGAGUGUCAGAUAGCCACAUUCACUCACUGCUGUCCCUCUUUAAUGCAUCUUGACUGAUACUGCAUCCUCUUCAAAGAGCAGCUUUAAUAAAACCUACCUGCAAACCUGUUGACUGUUAUGUGACCUUGAUCAUAUCAAUAUUAUGUUCAUCUGCUGUCUACUGUUGCCUAAAGAGCAUUUGUUUGGAUUUAUCGCAUUAUAUUGGAAGCUGUUUGCUAUUGAUUACUCAAUGCAGAGCACACAAUUGUAAUUUGACAAGUUGGUUUGACAAGAACUUUUAAAUUGGAAUAAAAAGUGCAAGCUUGUGUUUUUGAAUGUGAUAUUCUUUUUUUAUAUUUGUGCAAAGUCUGUAUAUGCAUCACUGCUGGUCUGUGAAAUGAACAUCUGAUGUUUGUGUUUCUGCAUAUGAUUCUGAUUUUGGAAUGUUGCUUUUCUGGGCUUGUAAUUGUAUACAUUUUCAUAUGUGCUAUGUUGUUUGCUAAGUUCACUGUUAUGUGGCUUUUGUCUUGGCUGUGCUGCAUGCAAGUUAGCAGACUUUUUUUUUUUUACUUGAAAAUAUAGCCAUUUUACAGGUUCACUGUUACUAUAGUGUUAGCCAGGAACCUGCUGGUUUUGUAUCAUCUGUACUGUUGAGACCCAAUAAAGCCAAACACUGGAAAUGAGAGAAAAUCCUGCAAGAUUUUUGA
Myxocyprinus asiaticus (Chinese sucker) is the source of this 1958-nucleotide messenger RNA. Its product is annotated as BTB/POZ domain-containing protein KCTD9-like. The record is from RefSeq and is a predicted model, not a curated record. Gene Ontology annotation, molecular function: protein binding. Gene Ontology annotation, biological process: protein homooligomerization. The coding region runs from base 116 to 1285 and encodes 389 amino acids. Lineage: Eukaryota; Metazoa; Chordata; Actinopteri; Cypriniformes; Catostomidae. The transcript has 12 exons.